Molecule: messenger RNA, 2390 nt
Organism: Helianthus annuus (common sunflower)
Lineage: Eukaryota; Viridiplantae; Streptophyta; Magnoliopsida; Asterales; Asteraceae
Exons: 2
Coding region: 37-1356 (439 amino acids)
Source: RefSeq, a predicted model, not a curated record
UCCACUAUUCUCUCAACCUUCUUCCACAUAAUUUUCAUGGAUCCGUUCAACAACCCGGAGAACCCGAACACUUCGAACAACCCGAAUACUCCCAACAAUCCGACCCAACCAAAUGUUUUUUCGGUUCCGGGAUAUUAUCCAACGCUAGAACCGAACCAAUUCUCCCAAUAUUCAUCGAACGCGUUUGCUUCAUUCCAACAAUCGCCAAACCAAUUCACUCAAAUCUCCCAAAAUCAAGCUCUUCAACAAAUGAUGAUGCGGGGUGCUUGGAACUUCCCACCCGUUCAACCUCAACCGAUCCCCACACCCCCCGUUCAACGUCAACCGAUCCCCACACCCCCCGUUCAACCUCAACCGAUCUCGACCCAAUCCGAACCCGAAGACGAUGUGGAGAUUGUGCCUGAAACCCAACCGCCUAAAGGGAAAGGAAAACGAAACAAAGGCAAACAAGUAGUGGGUGAUCAAACGUCGAAACCGAAGGCGAUUAAGUGGACCCCAAUCGAAGAAGAAGCCUUAGCCAAGGCUUUCAUUGGCACUUCCGACAACCCGGUAAAAGGUAAUAACCAACCGGGUGACGGGUUUUGGUCCAAGGUAUUGGCCAAGUUUCUCGCCAUGAUGGACCAAGGCCCGUAUAGAGAUAUCGACUCGGUUUCCUCGAAGUGGCGAAAAUUGAACUCGGCCAUUAAUCGGUUUUGCGAGGAGUAUAACAAAUUAUAUACAAGUGACCGUCGUAGUGGGUGGAACGACGAGGAUGUGUUCAAAAUGGCAUUGGAAAAGUAUAAGCAAAAUAAUCAUGGUUCCAACUUUCCUCACGUUCGCGCGUGGAUGGUUGUAAAAGACGACCCAAAAUGGACGCCCAUUCCUAACGAGGUGGCGAUGGCGAAACGCCAAAAAACAUCGGAAACGGGUAGUUUAAGCGCCGGUGGAUCGGACGCGAGGUGUCACAUUAACUUAAAUGAUGACGCCGACUAUGACGAAGACGAGUAUAACGUACGUGAACCCGAGCGUCCACCAGGCCGAGACAAAACAAAGAAGGAGCGGGCCAAGGGAAAAGAAAAGGAAAAGGUGGACCCGAACAUGGUUGAGUUUAUGGAACACCUAAAAGUGUACAACGACAUCUCGGCUCAAAAGACGAAGACGAAGGAGCGGACCAUCGAAGAAAAAAGUCGUGCAUCGGACGAAAAGUUAAAAGAGAAGGUCCGAUUGUCGAAUGAGAAAAUCCGAAUCUCCGAUGAAAAAAUUCGGCUUAAGGAAUGGGAAAUAAUGAUGAUGAAUGUCGAGGACGAACCCGAGCCGAAACGUUCGAUGUUGAAAAAAUUACAACACGACAUCAUGAAAAAACAUCAAAUUAUUUAACUUUAUGUUUAUUAUUAAGUCUUUUUUUUUAAGUUUAUGUAUUUUUUUUUAAUAUUUAUGUAAUGUGGAUUUAAUAUUAAUGAAAAUAUUUUAUUAGUAUAUUUGUUAAAUGUUAAAAAAAAAAUAGAAUACUAAAAAAAUUAAAAAAAAACAUAAAAAGUGGUGGAGGACUAUGACUAGGAUCAUCCUACCAUGUCUUCUAGUUUUGGAGGAUGGACCAUCUUAGAGAGGAAUGUGACAUGGCGCCUACGUGGCGGAUCAUCCUCCAAGGAUGGUCUAUCACCAUACCAUGUAGUCUUAUUAAAAAAUCAGAUAGCUUUAUUUCUUGAUUUAAUACUUGAGGCAGUACUAUAUCUCACCAGUGAGCGUCGGACUCUAAAUAUUAUUUUUCCAAGUUGGGUGAUAAUAAAAAAAUAAGAUCAAAUCUAAAAAUACAGAAAUUUGUCAAUACGUAUCGCAUUUCCUUGGUGAGAGUGUAUUUCUUUUAUUGAUCUUUUUCCUUGGUUAACAAUAACAAUAAUAAUAAUAAUAACAAUAAUUGUUGUUAAUGAUAAGACCAUGCGCAGUGGUUUGAUAAAUAAUGCCCUCACCCUUGGACGUUUUCUGUCAUGUGCCAGUUAGCAACGGGGUAUUAUUAGACGUUUUUACAAAAGGGGCGUAGUGGAAUAAUGUCCAAUAACGCCUCAUCCAAUCAUUACACAAUUAUUAUUUUUUUUUAAAUUAAAAACUUAAAAUACUUCAUUAAAUUAAAAAAUUACAAUACUAGAAAUAAAAAAAACCGACUAAAGUUUAAAAAAAAAAACGGAAAUAAAAAAAGAAAUAAACUUAAAAAAAAAAGAUGUUGAUCUAAAGUCCGUAUUCGGGUUCGGGUUGUUGUUGGGAUGGUUGCGAGGCGCCGGGUUGGGCAAAACCGUGUGUGGCGUGUAAGGAGUAGAGCCGCUCAAGUAAGCCGCACACGAUAACAUGUUCGGGUCCAUGUCUUGAAGGUUAAAGUUUUGUUGCGGUUGGGUGGUAUUCGGGUUCCCGAGUCUUGA